This is a messenger RNA of Chilo suppressalis (striped riceborer), 1026 nucleotides long. The record is from the annotation of a GenBank genome assembly. Lineage: Eukaryota; Metazoa; Arthropoda; Insecta; Lepidoptera; Crambidae.
ACUGACGCACUGACUGCUGAAAAAUAUUGACCAUCGACCUCCGGUCUCGGAGGGGAGUGAUGUGGCGGCGACAUCUAUAUGCCCCACAUAUAUACAACGGAUGUAGGAAAUCAUUACUCACCAUCCUCAAGAGAUGGCGUUACCUGCACUGCGAUCAAUAUUAGAAUGGAAGCCUACAUCGCGCAAAUGAAAUUCGGAGGCUAACUCUACAUAUAUACGAUGCCCGACCAACAUCAGUCGGAUCGCGGCCCCCGAGCUACCAUCAUCCAGCUCGGAGGAAGAUCUUCUCCUUUGGCCUUCCAACAUAUGAACUAUUCCAAUCAUUCCAACAGGUCUAAAAAUCGUCCCUUUUCAGAUUCCGAAUCGUCCGAAAUACGACGCAGCAAUCAUCUGCAAUCCUCUCUCCUUGUCUUGCCUUCCCAUAAAAAGCUAAAUAUGUCUAAAUCAGUCGCUCGGUUAAAGUCUAUGAAGAAAGUGGCUGAAAAAAUAGAUCAUAGCUCAAAGUUAAGAACUAAUAUUCCAGCUGGUAUGGCUGCUGCUGGCCCUCCUUUAGGCCCUAUGCUCGGACAGAGGAACAUAAAUAUAGCAGCAUUUUGUAAAGAUUUCAAUGAACGUACAGCCAAUAUCAAACCAGGGAUACCACUACCAACUAGAGUGAAAGUAAAUUCUGAUCGCUCAUAUGAACUUGUUAUUCAUCAACCACCAGCUUCUUAUUUCCUAAUGCAGGCUGCUGGUGUUAAUAGAGGUGCUAUGGAACCUGUUAAAGAGAUAUGUGGAAAGAUAACACUGAAGCACUUAUAUGAAAUAGCUAAAAUCAAAUCGCAAGAUCCAACACUUGAAUGGAAGCCUUUGAAGGAAAUAUGUGUAAUGCUUUUAGCAACUGCAAGGACAUGUGGAAUACAAGUAGUCAAGGAGUUGGAUGCCAAGGAAUAUGCUGAAUUUUUGGAGGAAAGAAAAACAACAGUAGAAGAACAAAAGAAACUGUUACAAGAAAAACGAGAAGCAAAGAUGCUAAGGACAGCGUAG